AGACUAAGAAAUGAGAAGCGCGGGGUGUCGUGACCCCCCACUCCCCCGAUGCGUGGCGCGUGGACGCUCCCCCGUGCUGCCAUGUUGGACUGAGCCGCUGAUGUCGCUGAAGGAGUUCUGAGGAAAGUUUGGUCUCCGCAGCGUCGGGGGUCGCGCUUCUUCCAGCAUCUGCGGACGCAAAGAGGUCAAGUUGUGUUGUAUCGGAAGCACAGAAAACGUGCGAUAAGACACGGUUUGACCGCCGUGGAGUCAGCAGGCAGCGGGCCCAUGCGAGGGAGCGACGACGGUGGGCCCCGUGUGUGAUCAAGGAGUGCAGCGCCGUGGCCCGUGCAGCCGUGUCGUGUCGGAGCACCGCGCGGAGCUGUCCAACUCCACUGUGACUGUGUGUGUGAGAGACACAGUGUGUGAAGAUGAGCGCUCCGCAGCCCCGCCGGGUGGUCAACGCGAGCUCCAUACUGCUCAGUCCUGCGGAGAACGAGGCGAUCUUCGCAUACCUGGGCAAGAAGUGCAGUACGUUGAGCUCUGCCGUGGUUCAGGUGUUUGAAGCAGACCGCAGCUCAUCCUGGGUGAAGAGGUGCUGUGGCGUUGCCUGUCUGGUCAAGGACAACCCCCAGAGAUCCUACUUCAUUCGCGUGUUGGACUUGAAGGAUGGGAAAACAAUGUUCGAACAGGAACUCUACAACAACUUUACAAUAAACUCACCUAAGCCCUACUUCCUGUCAUUUGCAGGAGAUUCCUGCCAAGUUGGCAUGAACUUUGCCAACGAGGAGGAGGCCAAGCGAUUUCGGGCGACUGCGAUGGAUUUGAUCGGAAGACGGCAGAGGAAAACGGAAAAAAGACGUGAUCCUCCAAAUGGACCUACCCUGCCCAUGGCCACAGUGGACAUCAAGAAUCCAGAGAUCCACCCUCGCCACCAUAACAGUGUGUCACACAGCAACUUCAGCAAGGAGAAGAAGAAAAACACAAAGGGCAAGCGCAAGAAACUGACCAAGGCUGACAUUGGCACCCCCAGCAACUUCCAGCACAUAGGACACGUGGGCUGGGACCCAAACACAGGCUUCGAUGUGAACAACCUGGACCCAGAGCUAAAGAACCUGUUUGACUUGUGCGGCAUCUCAGAGGCCCAGCUGAAGGACAAGGAGACAUCCAAGGUCAUUUACGACUUCAUUGAGAAGAAGGGUGGUGUGGAGGCCGUCAAGAAUGAGCUUCGCCGACAAGCUCCGCCACCACCCCCAGCCAGGGGCGGACCACCUCCUCCACCUCCUCACAGUUCAGGUCCCCCCCCUCCACCACCUGCGAGAGGAAGAGGAGCACCUCCUCCACCUCCUCCUUCAAGAGCACCCACGGCCGCUCCGCCACCCCCGCCACCCUCCAGACCGGGCAUAGGAGCACCACCCCCACCUCCCCCUCCUUCCAGGGGCCAUCUGCCUCCUCCCCCACCACACUCACAUAGCUCCAUCCCUCCAACAGCCCCACCUCCACCCCCACCCCCUUCAGGUGUUGGAUCUGGGGGUCCGCCACCCCCACCACCACCUCCACCACCUCCCCCAGGGCCACCCCCUCCACCAGACAUGGACAACGGGGAGUUACCGGGGAGUAAGUCAGCACUCCUGGAGCAGAUACGAGGGGGGGCCCAGCUGAAGAAAGUGGACCAGAACGACAGGCCGGGAUCUGGCACGGGCAGGGGUGCCCUCCUGGACCAAAUUCGACAGGGCAUCCAGCUCAAGAAUGUGUCUGAAAGCCCAGAGCCAGCCCCACCCACCCCUGCACCCUCAGCAGGCAUUGUGGGUGCCCUCAUGGAGGUCAUGCAGAAGAGAAGCAAAGCCAUCCACUCCUCAGAUGAAGAUGAUGAUGACGAUGAAGAUGAAGAUGACGAUGAUGAUGAGGAAUGGGAAGACUAGUGAAUUCUCUGAAACAGACACUAAAAUCUCUAAAUAUUGUCCAACUGAAUAUGUAAAUGGGCUGUCAAUUUGCUGUACAUUUCUGUUGCCUUUUGCCUUUUUUCUUUUUUAUCGAUCUGUGCAAUACCUCAUUUAAUCUGUAAAGUUUUUUUUGUUUUCUUUCUUUUGAAAGAUUUACCCUCAAUUAACACGUGCAAUGUUACAUCAGGACAAAUUUGGUUAAUUUGUAGAUUCAACUUUUUCAUUAAUCCAAAAAGGGAGAACAAAGCAACAAAUUGACAGAAUCCUUUAUGCUGUAAUUUGUUACUUAAUGUGAGAACACUAUUUUCAUACCCUACUUUUCUGUACUUAAAUUUUUCAUAUCCAAAUUGUCGUUUAACACUAUUUUUCUUAUAAGUGAGCUAUUGAAAGCUUGGUCGCUCCCCCCUUGUUUUCACUGUAAAUGUACAGAGUGGGAGGCCAUUCUAUUUUUGCACAAAUUUAAGAGAGACACUACAGGAACGAUAUGUACAAUGCCGUGUAUUCGCAGUGCUCACAAGCUGCGAGUACAGAAACAAGCUAGCCUGCAGAAACGACAUGCACAUCACUCUCUAGCUUGGAGCCCAGUGAGAUGCUUUACCGUAGUCUUUUCAAAAACACUUUGCGUGUCUGGUCACAAAUGUGUUGGUGAUGUUUUUUUUUGUUUUGUUUUUUAAA
Scleropages formosus (Asian bonytongue) is the source of this 2597-nucleotide messenger RNA. Its product is annotated as neural Wiskott-Aldrich syndrome protein-like. Gene Ontology annotation, biological process: actin filament organization. The record is from RefSeq and is a predicted model, not a curated record. Gene Ontology annotation, molecular function: actin binding. Bases 411 to 1901 code for a protein of 496 amino acids. Lineage: Eukaryota; Metazoa; Chordata; Actinopteri; Osteoglossiformes; Osteoglossidae. The transcript is spliced from 11 exons.